Molecule: messenger RNA, 426 nt
Organism: Armigeres subalbatus
Lineage: Eukaryota; Metazoa; Arthropoda; Insecta; Diptera; Culicidae
Exons: 4
Coding region: 1-420 (139 amino acids)
Source: RefSeq, a predicted model, not a curated record
AUGACCAACAGCAGCAAAGAGCCAUCGGUUAUUCCUGCGCGAUUGGUACCGGUAACCGGCUUCAUACCGCCAUCGCGUCGUCGGAAAAAGUUUUCUGGCAAACGCACGAGGUGCAAAAAGUGCUUUAGCAAGCGAGUGGCGAAAAGAAACGCACUCAGAGAUUCGAGCGUUUGCUUCGUAGAAACGUGUGAAAACCACCCCUUCUUCCGUUCGGCAGAAGCAAUCUUCCAUCUAUUCCGGUGGACCAAAGCCGCCAAGAGCAUUCGUCGAUCUGAACAGGUUUCAGCGGACAGAAGAACUCCAUUCCGAAGAUUUGACGAAGACGGUUCCCGUGACACAGCAAACGACGACGACCUGUCGCAUUGGAGGCCAUCGUUUCAAUCUAAAGGCAUCUUGGCAGCGCAAAAAUCACCCCACUGAUUGGGU